Molecule: messenger RNA, 4508 nt
Organism: Sebastes umbrosus (honeycomb rockfish)
Lineage: Eukaryota; Metazoa; Chordata; Actinopteri; Perciformes; Sebastidae
Exons: 11
Coding region: 467-2719 (750 amino acids)
Biological process (GO): protein linear deubiquitination
Cellular component (GO): cytoplasm
Molecular function (GO): cysteine-type deubiquitinase activity
Source: RefSeq, a predicted model, not a curated record
AAUGACGUCAUGCGCUCGGACCGAGCCGUGACCUGCUGCUCCGCUAUGCUCGAGGUCCGUUACCGACACAUGUUCACCGCGUUAAAACACCGCGAAACACCCGGUAUCUACGAGAUGUAACGCGUUAAACGGUGCCGGUUCAGUGAGUAGAGGAGGGGAACAGCGUGGCAGCAGUGAUUCUCAUGAGCUUUAGUCGGUAUUUAGCAGCUUAAUGUUUAUAUUUUAAGUUUACCUUCAAGCUAGCUUCAGCUAACAAGCAAAAGUGAAACUGAAUCUGAGCGACGUUUUGAGCAGCUGGAGGAGUUUGAGUCACAAUAAACCCAAUCGAGCAGCAGCUUGACCCCUCGUCAUCAUGGACUCCUGAAAUCUUCAGGCUUCAGCGACUCAUCCGGUCGCUUGCGGUUGUUUUUGUGGACCGGAGGUCACCGUUCAGACUACUGUCCUCCCGAGCAGAGGGAGCGAGCAGAUGGGGAACAGUUGCUGUCGCGCUGAGAGUCCCUGUGGCAGUGCGGAGGAAAGAAGUGGUUUGCUGAAAGAUGACUCGAAGGUCACGGUGCCCACAGGUGACACACUUGUGGUGGGGACCUGUGGUCCUGAAGGAGAUGAUGACAUCAGGAAAAUACCUGAUGAGGCCACUAUAAAGGUGAAGGAGGCUGUGCAGGUGAAGCAGAGUCCCGAGGUCGCAGAGACGGAGCCCAAUAACACUCAGGAGAAUGGACCCUUGCAGAAGGAGGUCAUACAAACAGCAGCACCUUCUCCCAACAAAGGGUCUGAACUCGAAGAAAACUCCACCAGAGUACAAGAUGAAGAUAUGAAGGACCGUCCUGCAGACAGUGGACAAGCUGAGCUCCUGCAAUGCACUUUAAACUCUCUGCAGAAACAAAACGCCACCGCUGAUUGGGAGGUUUUUACAGCAACAAAUGCGGCACCAGAAGAAGAAAAUGCGGCACCAGAAGAAGAAAAUCCAGCCUCAUCGCUGGACAAAAUCCCUGUCAGCAGCUCCCCAACAGCAGAGGCAGUUUGCCCUGAAAACCACACUGAGACAAACCCAACAAGAGAGCACAUUACAUUGGACACUGCUCAUGAUAAUGAAGAAGAGGCCGGCUCCAUAAUCAGUAUUGAAAAGGCUGUAGCCGAGCCACCAGUGGAGUUUGCUCAAAACAAUGAAGUGUUAUCCGUGCCAGACCCUCAGCUCACUGCGGCAGCUUGUCAGAUGUCGUCCAUCUCUGCGGUUGGUCAGGAGAACGACAAAGAGUCUGCGAGCUGUGCUGUGAAGGAGGAUUCAGAGAUUGGCAGUUCUUCAGUGUGCACGGAGGGCGGCGGUCCUGAAGUCAUAAGAAGCCAUGAUGUCGGUGAGUCCUCUCCUGGGUCAGAGCCCUCGGGACUCAACCACAGUGGUGAGGAGCGAGACGCCGCCAACUAUGUCAGGGAGCCAGAGGCCACAGCCCCGGCAGACGCCAGCGACAGCUCAAAGUCCGACCAGGAUGCACAACCAGAUGUUGAGUGCACAACUUCAAGCUCAAAGGAAGUCACUUCCUCGGAGGACAUCAAACAGGAUAUUGCAGAGGAAAUGAUCCUGAAAGGACAGGACGAAGAUGGAGAUGUUCCCAAAGCGAAGGAGGACAAUGAGAUGAAGGAAGAGGCAGAGAACGCUCCAACAGAGGCCGAGGAGAUUCAGGCUGGGAAAGAUACUGAGAUUCAGGAGGUAACUGGAGAAGAGGAGCAUGAUGUGAAGGCUGAUGAGAUACCCGUCACAGAGAGAGAUGGCCUCGGUAACAGUGAAGAAGACCUGUACAGAGGAGCUGAGGAGCUGUCGGCAUCACAAAAAAAUAAACCAGAAACUACACUCUUAAAGGUGGAGGACAGAUGCAGUUUGGCGCCGGCGGUGGACAUCCUGUCUUACAGUGAGAGAGAGUGGAAAGGAAACACUGCCAAAAGUGCUCUCAUUAGAAAGGGUUAUAAAGAGAUGUCCCAGAGCUUUGGCAGCGUGAGGAGAGUGAGAGGCGACAACUACUGCGCUCUCAGAGCCACGCUGUUCCAGGUGUUCUCCCACAGCACCCAGCUGCCCGCAUGGCUGCAGGACGACGACGACAUUAACAUGCUUCUGAAGCAACUGGAGGCCCAGGAAGGUCUGAUAAGUCAGUGGACAUUUCCUGGAGAGUGCGUCCAGGCAGAGGGGUCGGGAGAUGCCACCCCGCAGCUAAAAGGCUACAUGGAGCUUCUUCUGAAUAAGUGGCGGGCAGCAGUGGACUGCUCCUCCGCUGCGGAGCGGCAGCAGCUGUGCGAGCGAGUGUUUCAGGGAGGAGAAGAGGAGCUGGGGCUGCUGGAGGCGCUCAAGCUGCUGAUGCUGGGCAGAGCGGUGGAGCUGCACGGCUGCAUGCAGGCCGGCGGAGACGUCCCGCUCUUCUGCUGGCUGCUGUUCGCCCGGGACUCGUCCGACUGCCCGCGCUCCUUCCUCUCCAACCACCUCAGCCACGUGGGCCUCAGCGCCGGGCUGGAGCAGGUGGAGAUGUUCUUGCUGGGCUACGCCUUGCAGUGCACCAUUCAAGUUUACAGACUGUACAAGGCCGACACAGAGGAGUUUAUCACCUACUACCCAGAUGACCACAAAGAUGACUGGCCCUCCGUGUGCCUCGUCACGGAGGACGAUCGUCACUACAAUGUGCCAGUUGUAGAAGCUGCAGAAGAAGAACUACACGAGCAGCUCGACUCGAGCUGAUUGACUCUGCAGAGAAAUCUCCUGCCAUAAAAAAAAAAAAAUAAAACACUCCUCAGGUCGAUCAAGAUGAAUACAUUUACGCCAAUUAGAGGAAUAGUUGGACGUUUUGGGACAUUUGCUUUCUUGCUGAGAGUUUGACGUGAAGAUCAAUACCACUCAUGUCUGUCCGUUAAACAUGGAGCUACAGCGAGCGUCUGGUUAGCUUAGCUUAGCGCAAAGACUGCAAACAGGGGGAAACAGCUAGCCUGAGGCCCGGAUCAGAUAGAGUGCGUUUUGUUGAAUACUCGAUUCUGAUUGGUCAAUCACAGCGUUCUACGGUCUGUUAUUUCUUUAUAGCAGACCGUUGCUAUGUUUAACAGACCGUUGCUAUGGGCACAGUUCUGAUGUCGGAUUCCGACGGACCGGUUUUGUGUCAAUUUAUCGAUUUCUUAAGUAAGUAGCUGUGUAAUAAGCGGGAUAAUGUACGGCUAGCGGGUCAUUGUUGUGAAAUAAACCCCGUACGGUACGGAGCGUUCACACUAAUCAAACCAACUGGACUUUGGUGUCACUUUGGCCCCGGAUCCCUGAUGAUGUGAAAGCACCCAAAGAGACCCGGGAUGCACCUCAAGGACUGUCUCCAGUCUUUGUGCUAAGCCAAGUUAACAGGCUGCUUGUAUUGCUCCGUAUUCAGCGCACAGACAUUAGAGUGGUAUCAAUCUUCAUAUCUAACAAGAAAGCAAAUUAACGUAUUUCCUUUAAAAAAAACUAAAUAUGCUGAUUUGAGACCCUGUACAAGAUGUGGUUUACACACUUUUGUACACACUGUACUGUAUACAGAGUUUUCUAUUUGGCUAUGUGUACAUAUAUGUGCAUCUGAUAUUGCGAGAUCAUCUCAGUUAAGUCCAAAUUAGUUUGCAGGGUGUCAGUUUGACUUUCAGGUGGGAAAAAAAAGCCCAAAUUUUCAACCUUUUUUUUUUUGUUUUUACAUUUUUCUCUGUAAAAUCCUGAUCAAAACACAAGCUGCCAACAGCGCCAAAAUGAUUAGAUGGGUGGUGUUUACACUGGAAUUUGGGCACUUUAAUUUAAUAUUAAUUUAUUUGUUUUCAUUGUGUCAAAAAAAAAAAAAAAGCAUUUUAAAUCGAGUGAAAUGAGUGAGCUUAGUCAAGUGAGGGUUUGGUGAUUUAUCAGGUUUAACAACAGCUCAGCUCCGAUCGGAGGACUCGGAAGAUGAAUCGCAGCCUCUGUGUCAGAGGUGUGGUUUGUGAUGUUGUGUGUCUGUGUGUGUGUGUGUCAAACUAAAUGUGUAACAUGUUGCCUUUAACCAAGCUGUUCUGAAGGGAAAAACGUGCCAAUGUUGCUGCAAAUACUGGCAACAGUCCCGACCACCAGCCACUGGAUUCAGUCGUAAACGCUCGCUUGGUCCUCCAUGUUGCCUUAGAACUAAUGCACAAUAAGGAUGAAUGUUGGUUAUUAGUGAUGAGAGGCCAUUUUCUUGCCCUAAUUCCAGAGCAGGCGAAGGUGAUCUGUUAGCAGUUAAACAUUGAUUAUUGCCGUCUGCAGGAAUGUUUCUUUCUCUGUCAGAUGUUUGGAUGGCAAUUUAGGUCAAACGUAAGUACAAUUUUUGUAAAUUUCUUUGAUUUGUAUCGGCUUGUUACAGCUUUUCCUAAUUUUGAGAACAGAAAACAUGAAUUUGAACUGAAGUUUCGGAAGUUCGCUACAGAAAAUGACACGUUACGUCUGUUUGGGGUCUCAUAGACUCCAUCUGUAAAACAUGGUUGAAUACAAUGGAUUUUCCUAUGCUCUAAAUCUG